Messenger RNA from Saccostrea cuccullata (small rock oyster), 5559 nucleotides. Its product is annotated as serine/threonine-protein phosphatase 6 regulatory ankyrin repeat subunit A-like. The record is from RefSeq and is a predicted model, not a curated record. The transcript is spliced from 3 exons. The coding region runs from base 226 to 4566 and encodes 1446 amino acids. NCBI's taxonomy places the organism in Eukaryota, Metazoa, Mollusca, Bivalvia, Ostreida, Ostreidae. Gene Ontology annotation, molecular function: protein binding.
UUUUGAAUAAAGAAGAGCAAAAAUUGACAACUUAAAAACUAAUUUUCCUGAUAUUUUCCAGAGGAAAUUAAGAAACUACAGCAAGAUAUCCUUCCAAAUGUUAAGGAUAAGAUUAAGAAACUACAACAUGUCAUUCCUCCAAAUGUUAAGGAUCUUCAUGAAAAACAAUUACUACAAUGGAGAGAAGAAGAUGAGAUUUACAGUGAAACUCACACUUUCCAGGAAAUGCUGAACAAAGUCAGGGGACAACCUUAUAUGACAUUUGUUGGAGUCCCGGGGUCCGGAAAAUCAGCAACAAUUCAUCACAUAGCCCUGAUACUCCAGGAGGAAGGAUACGAAGUUAUACCUAUUAUGGACAUUAGUGAGAUUUACCGUUAUUGUGACUCUCGUAAUCAUCAGGUGUUUGUCAUUGAUGAUGUGGUAGGUGUGUUGGGUCUUCAAAAGCAAAAGUUAGAGACUUUAGUUGACUAUGAAAAAAUUAUUUCAGAUCCUAUCAAACGUACAAAGGUACUGAUGUCAUGCAGGGAAGCAGUGUUUAAUGAAUGUUACAAAUCAUUUUUCCUGAAUGAGGAAAACAUAGUCAAAAUGUUUAGUUCAGAAAAUACAUUGAAUGACGACGACAAAAAAGCCAUUCUUCAGAAGCACGGCUUGGAUAAAGAUUUAUUGUCCCCUUCAUUACUGAGAGAAGUAUCGGCGAUGUUUCCUCUAUUGUGUAAACUUUUCUCAAAAGAGGAGAAAUUUAGAAACGAUGUUGAAAGAUUUUUUACCUGUCCAGCUGGAUAUAUUUUAGAGGAAUUAGAUAAAAUGAAAGAACAAAAUAGAUUACAGUAUGCUACGUUGGUCUUAUGCCUGUUAAAUGACAACAAAAUAUCAAACAAAAUAUUAAAAGACACAGGAAAUAAAACUUUCUGUGAAAUGAAAUCAAAAGCAUUAGAACUCUGUAAAGUUAAGAGUUAUACCGACGCUUUUGAAUUUGUUGAUGCAUUAUCAGUAAUGGAGGGGACUUACACAAAACUCUGUGGUACUGAGUACACAUUUAUUCAUGACUCCAUGUUUGAAAUAAUUGCUUAUCAUUUUGGUUCUAAAUUCCCAGAUCUCAUUUUACAAUUUAUGAGUAGCAGUUAUAUUGCUAACUCUGUAAAGCUUCAAAAAAAUGAAAUGCUUAAAUUAGAGAAUGAACAAAAGCAAGCAAGUGAAAAUGACGCAAUCAACAGUGAGAGUAAAAAUGAAAAGAACAUUGCUUGUAAGAAGGAGGGUUUUAUUAUAAGUGCUGAAAACGGUGAUAGAAUGGAGUCAUUUGAUCUCUGCAUAAGGAUAGGGAAGGAUCAGUAUUCUAUGUUAGCAGAGCGUUUAUACAGGGAUAUAGAAAAUAUGGAGCUGUAUGAUGUUUUUAUGAAUAAUAUUUUGAAACACUCUAAGGUAUGUGAAGCUUUUAUUGAGGUGUUAAAGACAAAGCCCUACACAGAGUUAAAGUCUUUAUUUCUGUCUGUACAGAAAGAUGUGUCUAAGGUAGUGAGUAAAGGAAAGCGUGUGAGGGAGGGGAUUGAGAAGAGGGAUAAGAGAAGCAGGGAGUGGAGCAGACAGAGGGUACUGGUGAAUGCGAAGUAUGAUAAUAAAGAAAUAACAUACAUGUAUAGUGUGAGGGUUAUCAGUUGUGUAGUUUACUACGGACACAAUAAGAUUUUAGAAUAUAUUUUAGACCAAACUGAUUCGCACAAAGAAACGCAGUUUGAGUUCUUUUUGAAUUCUUUUAACCUUACUUUAAUUUAUUCAACAAAACAAAUGGAAAAGAAUACUGCAGCAAAUAAUCAAAUAGAAAAUUUAUGGACAUUUACAGACCUGGACAUUGAUGGAUCCAUAUCUGAACAUCAGCGCUUAGUUUUGCUGAGCUGUUACAAUGGAGAUUUAGAAACUGUCAGAAUAUGUAUUAAAUAUAUGAAGAGAAAUACAAUUUAUAUGACAUUUCCAGGUAUAGAUUUUAAAUAUGUAUUGGGUGACAAAGCACUUGAGGCCUCGUGUGAGGGUGGGCAUCUGAGUGUAGUGAAGGAGCUGGUAGAGGCAGGGGCUGAUGUCAACCCACAGGGUGUUGAUUAUACACCACUGACUACAGCUUGUAAAGGUGGAUAUACAAGUAUAGUGAAGGAGCUUAUAGAAGCCGGAGCUGAUAUCAAUCGAUCAGGUGUGUAUUGUUUUCAUUUUACACCACUGACAGCAGCUUGUAAGGGUGGAUAUAUAGGUAUAGUGAAGGAGCUGCUCGGGGCAGGGGCUGAUGUCAAUCGACAAGGAAAGCAUGGAAUAGGAAAAGAAACACCAUUAACAGUCGCGUGUGAGUGUGGACAUUUUAAUAUAGUAAGAGAGCUGCUAGAGGCAGGGGCUGAUAUGAAUCAAAAAGGAGGGUAUGGUACGCCAUUGACAGCUGCAGGUAAGGGUGGCCAUCUAAAUAUAUUAAGAGAGCUGCUUAUGGCAGGGGCUGAUGUAAAUCUACAAGGAAAGUAUGAUACACCAUUGGUAGCUGCAUGUGAUGGUGGACAUCUAAAUAUACUAAGAGAGCUGCGUAUGGCAGGGGCUGAUGUUAAUCAACAAGGAAAGUAUGAUACACCACUGACAGCAGCAUGUAAGGGUGGACAUAUAAAUUUAGUGAAGGAACUCAUGGAGACAGGAGCUGAUGUCAAUACACACGGUUAUAUAGAUACGCCUUUAACAGCAGCAAUUAAAAGUGGAAAUAUGAUUAUAGUGAAGGAGCUGCUUAGGGCAGGGGCCGAUGUUAAUCCACAAGAUAAGUUUGGUACACCACUGAUAGCAGCAUGUGAAGGUGAGCAGGAGAAUUUUGUGAAGGAGUUGCUAGAUGCAGGGGCUGAUGUUAAUCUACAUAGUACACAUAAAACUCCACUGAUAGCAGCAUGUUAUGGUGGACAUAUGAGUAUCGUGAUGCAGCUGUUAAAGGCAGGAGCUGAUGUCAAUCUUCAGAUUAAAUCUUGUACAUCACUAAUAGCAGCAUGUUGGGGUGGACAUGAAGGCGUAGUGGAAGAGAUUGUUAAUGCAGGGGCUGAUGUCAAUUUACGUGGUACAUGUAAUUAUUAUAACUCACUGAAAGUGGGUGUAGGAAAGGUGUUCAGAAAGUUAUUUGAUAAAGAAUCUUAUUCACCACUAACAUUAGUAUGUGGUGGUGGAUACAUGAGUGGAGUUAAAACUCUGCUUAAGGCAGGCGCUGAUGUUAAUCCUCAGGGUGAAUAUUUAACACCACUAAUAGCAGCAAUUAAGGGUGGAUAUAUAAGUAUAAUAAAGGAGCUGCUAAGUGCAGGAGCUGACGUAAAUCUACAAGGUAAGCAUAAAACACCACUGAUAGCAGCAUGUGAUAGUAAAAAUAUGAAUAUUGUGAUGCAGUUGUUGAACAGAGGGGUUGAUGUAAAUCUACGUGGAAAGGAUGAUACACCACUGGUAGCAGCGUGUAAAUAUGGACAUGUGGUUGUAGUGAAGGAGUUACUACAGAAAGGGGCUAAUGUUAAUCUACAAUGUAAGCAUAAAACACCACUAACAGUAGCAUGUGAUAGUGGACAUAUGAAUAUUGAGUUGGAGUUGAUGAACGCAGGGGCUGAUGUAAAUCUACAUAAUGGAUUUCACACACCAUUGACAGCAGCAUGUGCGUAUGGACAUGUAGGUGUAGUAAAGGAGUUACUACAGAAAGGGGCUGAUGUCAAUCUACACGGAAAGCAUAAUACACCACUGACCCUUGCAUGUAGGAAUGGAUAUAUGAGCAUUGUGGUGGAGCUGCUUAAGGCAGGGGCUGAUGUUAAUCUACAAGGAAAGUAUAAUACACCAAUGACCGUAGCAUGUAACAGUGGAUAUACAAGUAUUGUGAUGGAGCUUAUAAAGACAGGGGCUGAUGUCAAUCUACAAGGAGAGUGUGAUACACCACUGACGGCCGCAUGUGAAAGGGGGCAUAAACGUAUUGUAGUAGACCUACUGAAGGCAGGGGCUGAUGUCAAUCUACGAAGAAGGUAUGAUUGUAAUACACCACUGACGGCCGCAUGUAAAAAGAGACAUUUGAGUGUUGUGAUAGAGCUGCUGAAGGCAGGAGCUGAUGUCAAUCUACAAGGAAAGUAUGAUACACCACUCAUAACAGCAUGUAGGAAAAAUUAUGUGGUAAUAGCCAAAACACUGCUAGAUGCAAAAAGUGAUGUUAAUAUGCAGGAUAGGUACGGAAAUACCCCUCUCUAUAUAGCUUUUGUAAAUAUAAAUAAAAUUUUCAUCCCUGUUAUACUACAAUUAUUUUAUAUCUAUGGCGCAGACUCAGCUAUCAGUAAUAAAGAAGGUAUUUCAUCAUUCUUCAUUGCAUUAAUUAGAUACAAAACUGGUUCAGUAAAAGAAUUAAUUAGAACUGAGAAAGAAAAUCAGAUAGAUAGAUUGAAAUUACAUUCGUUUGAAUGUUUGGUAAAUAUUAAACACAGUGACGUGAUGACUGAUAGUAAGGAUGAUGUGGUGGUGACACGGAGACGUGUGUGGCGUAUGAAGAGUUGGGGAGAUUUAUAUAAGGAAAUCAUAAGAAGUGAUUGUAAGGGUUUAUAGCAUCUUGUAUAUUUGGGUCUGGAUGUUAAUCAGUGGAUACAGGUGUAUGAUAGUAAUGAUUCUGAUGUAAGACCUCUGUUGUUCACACUGAUUGAUGAGUGUUAUGUUUACGAAAGUUUAGUGAAUAGGGUGAGGUUCCUACUGGAGGCGGGGGUGGACGUCAAUGUCAGAGUGAAGUACAGAGAGUAUGAUUCUGUGUUAGACAGAGAGGGUGUGUCUGUUCUAGAGAGGAUACGACGACUGGUGAGUGAGUGCUGUAAGGAUGAGGGGAAAAGAGAUGAAGUGUUAGAUUACACGAGAGUGAUCAAGGAGGUAAAGAAACAUGUAAGACGAUAUUCUGUGUAGAAAAUUUACAAAACUCCUUAUACUUCUAGUGUAAAGUCUUAAUUACUAUUAGCGUACAUAUAACCCUUUUGUAAAACACAGAAGGGUAAUUGUUUUGAUAGGAUUCAAACGUGUUAUUAAUACUAUAUAUUAUAGGAUGAACAUUAACGUGUAUCGGUUUAUAAAACGGAGAAUUAUUUACUAAGACGUAAUUGGGCGAAAAUAAUAUUUUAUGUGGAUUCAUGUUAUUUGAUUAGACUGGUGAACUUCCGUUUAUAUUUAUCAUUCAAGCUAUUUACACUAAUUUUAAUAAAUAUGUAUUUGAGUAUUUAGAUUUGUGAAUGAUAGAUUUAUAUUUGUUGUUUAUCGUAUUUCAAUGUACAUAAUUAUUUACAUAAGAAAAUUUAGUUUGCAUGUUGUACAUGUUGUUCAAUGUUCAUCCAUUGUUUAACAAAUUUUAAUAAAAUAAUCAAUAUAGUAGAACCAUUUGUUCAAUUCUACUUGGCACUGGGUGAAUAUUUUGAUGUCACGUGUCUUUCCAUUUUUAAUAUCCCCGAAAUCUUUAUUUACCGAAAAUAAGAUGGACUAUUCAUGAUGUCUUGAUGCUUGUGUCACUUUUUCCAAUCUUUUUUUUUAAAUUAAAAAUUAAUUUUUUUUAAUUAUUCGUAU